Messenger RNA from Brachypodium distachyon (stiff brome), 958 nucleotides. Its product is annotated as splicing regulatory glutamine/lysine-rich protein 1. The coding region runs from base 76 to 654 and encodes 192 amino acids. Lineage: Eukaryota; Viridiplantae; Streptophyta; Magnoliopsida; Poales; Poaceae. The record is from RefSeq and is a predicted model, not a curated record. The transcript has 6 exons.
CCUCUCGGGAGAGCGUGAGAAGAAUCGUCAAACACCCCCCCUCCUUCUCCCCCUCGCCGCCCGCCGCCACGAGCCAUGGCGCCGUCCGCCAGCGCCUCCUCGUCCUCCUGCUCCGACAGCUCGGGCUCCAGCGACUCCUCCUCCUCCUCGGGGAGCGACCGCCGCGUCCGCCGCCGCCACAGCCGCCGCAAGGACGCCGCCGCGCCGUCCUCGUCCUCCUCCGCCGCCGCGCUGAAGGCGCGCAAGGACAGGAAGUCCCGCCACAAGCGGCGUCGCCGGGAGCGGCGCAAGUCCCGGUCGGACGACGACAGCUACAGUAGCGCAAGCUCUUAUGACAGUGACCGCGAGGCAUCUGGAAGAUCACGUAAGCAUAAGAAGAGCAGUAGAUCAAGGAAGUCUAGGGAGAGGGAGCGAAGCAAGGAUAGGCAUCAUAAACGAGACAAGGGUAAACAUAGAGAGAAGAAAGAGAGUGAACGUUCUAGCGGUCCUGUGCAGCUUUCCAAGUUCCUUGCUCGUGAGAAAGAUGAGGGCGGUAAAAGGAGUGUUAUCUCUGGUAAAAAGAUAAUGAUGAAGCUUGAAAAAUCCAAGGAAGAUAAGGCUGCCGAGAGCAAGCGCAAUGAACUGUUGAAGUUUCUGAAUGCCAGUUACGACUGACAGUUAGUUAGUAGUGGUGAUACUGGCUGGAUUAAUCUUGAUACUACUGCUUAGUUCCUGGUGCUUUUGGUGACCGCAGAAGCUUUUUGUUCUGUUCUUUUCAAGUUAUGGCAUGACCAUCAGUGCUUUUCACCGGUAGUUUUUAGCUUGGUGUGUUAGUGAUAUUAAAAUUACAUCUUACUACUAUCUACCAUUUGGUUGUUCCCAGUUUUGUACUUUUUCAUGGGGUUUUCUUGUAAACCAGUUUCAGCUGGAUUCACCAUACUAGUGCUUUUAUCAGUUUCCUUGAGCAAUGUUGUGUACA